AAAAGCUCACACUAUAGAAAUUAACCCCGCUGCUGAUAUUGUUGUUUUUAUAAAAGUUGGAUUUUGCUAAUUUUGUAUUUUGGAAAGUUUUUUAUUCAAAUUCAUCUUAAACCCUUUUGGGGUUGAGUAAGAGUAAAUUCAAUAACAGAAUUACAAUUCAGUAAUGAAGUUUAUGUUGGUAUUAAAAAAUUCGAUGAAGAAAAACUAGCAACCGUGCAGAUGCACGUGUUUAAAUAAAUUUGCAUAUCCUGCAAUUUAUUCACGCUUUUUAUAUUGGCUUUGGGGCUCUUCACCUGAUAAAAAAUACGGCCUCGAAAUACUUCGGAGUGGACGCCAAUUUCGAUCGUCAACAAAUAAUGCCUUCCAUCCCCAUCGACAACGACGUCUCUACUUGCGCCGUUUGUUCCAAUCCCGCCUCCAAGAAGUGCUCGCGGUGUAAAUCUGUUCGUUAUUGUUCCUUAACUUGCCAGAAGGUGCACUGGAAAGACGGGCAUAAGACAAAGUGCAAAGUAAAUUCAGCACAGACUGCUAACACAAAAUCAUUUUCAGGAGUUGCUUUGGUUCCUGCCCGCGGAACCUCUACAAUCAGCAAGAAGCCGACAGAGGUUCUUUUCCCAUAUAAUGAGUUUGUAGAACUUUUCAACUGGGAGAAACCAGGAUUCCCUCCGCGUGGACUCUUAAAUUGUGGGAAUAGUUGCUUUGCCAAUGUUGUUCUGCAAUGCCUUGCUUCUACUCGGCCUCUUGUUGCUUACUUAUUGGAGAAAGGGCAUCGGAAAGAGUGCAGACGUAAUGAUUGGUGCUUUCUGUGCGAACUUCAAAUUCACAUUGAAAGAUCAAGCCAAAGUCUUCAUCCAUUUUCACCAACUAAUAUUCUCUCAAGGUUGCCUAAUAUUGGAGGUAAUCUUGGUUAUGGAAGACAGGAGGAUGCUCAUGAAUUCAUGAGGUUUGCUAUUGAUACAAUGCAAUCAGUCUGCCUUGAUGAAUUUGGUGGAGAAAAAGCAGUUGAUCGUAGCUCUCAAGAGACAACCCUUAUUCAGCACAUAUUUGGUGGUCAUCUACAGUCGCAGGUGAUUUGUACAAAUUGCAAUAAGAUUUCAAAUCAAUGUGAAAAUAUGAUGGAUUUAACUGUUGAAAUUAAUGGAGAUGCUUCAUCGUUGGAGGAAUGCCUUGACCAAUUCACUGUUAAAGAGUGGCUUCAUGGGGAAAAUAUGUACAAAUGUGAUGGUUGCAAUGACUAUGUCAAGGCAUGGAAGCGGCUUACUAUACUAUGGGCUCCUAACAUUCUUACAAUUGCCUUAAAAAGAUUUGAGAGUGGCCGGUUUGGGAAACUCAACAAAAGAGUUAGCUUUCCUGAGACAUUAGAUCUUACCUCUUACAUGAGUGGAGAUGGAGAUGAUACCAAUGUAUACAAACUUUAUGCAGUUGUUGUCCAUUUGGAUAUGUUAAAUGCAUCCUUUUUUGGUCAUUACAUCUGCUAUACCCAAGAUUUCAAUGGAAAUUGGUAUAGAAUUGAUGACUGUAAGGUUAUGAGGGUUGAAUUGGCAGAGGUCCUUUCUCAGGUUGCAUAUAUGCUUUUAUAUAGCAGGGUUUCUGUACGCCCCUCAUGUCUUAAAACUUCAGGAACUCAGGGGAAUGAUGAACAGAAAUCAAUGAAAGCUUUAGUUGAACAUUGUCCAAAGGAGCAAAUUCAGUGCCUACCUGAAAAUGAGUCCAUCACUUCUAGUCUUUCUCCGUCCUUGUCAUUGAAUGGUAGUUUGCAUUCAGAAAUUCCUGGACUUAAAGUUGAGUCAUCUACAGGAAGGAAUACUGAUGCUCAACAUCAGGAUGGUGAUGUGGUUAGGUUAAAGUCCAACUCCUCUCUUUCUGAGGAAGUUUUCUUCUAUGAAAACAACUCAUGUUUACAGAUUGAUUCAGAAGUUAUCCAAAUAAAUGGUGAUGAUAUGGAUAAGGUUAAUUCUAUAGCUGUGACAGGAAAUCCAGAGAAUAUGGAUAGGAUUAGUACUCUGCCAUGUUCUACUGAUAUGAAGGAGAUUUGCAGGUCUGACAAAGAUCUAUUUGAUGCAACCAACUCCGAAGAUAUAUAAAAGCCGAAAGCGCGAAGACAAUUGAUGCAAAGCAAGCUGUCAGCUAGAUUCGCUAGUAUCAAUUAGUUACGUGAUCAAAGAUUCACAAGACGUAGAUAUGGCCAGUUCCAAAUCUAGUCCAUCUACUGAAGGGGAUGGUUUGUGAAAGAUGAGACAUCUCCAGUUCAAACCCGCUUUGAAAUGCGAAUUGUCGAUGGCAAGGUAGUUUCCCUUGCAGUAAUUGGCUGCAUUUUAUGGGGUAAUUACUUUGUUCAUAUAUUUAUUGUUUGGAUUAUCCCAUCAUUGAAAAUACUAAAUAGAUUCUAUUUUUUUAAACUUGACCCUUAACCAUUUUAGGGUUACACAGUCGAAGAAUGUGGUUAGAAUUAUAACAGGAAUUCCUUUGUCAAUAAAUCUAAGAUCAGGGCUUGAAUUAUUUCAGUUCUGCGACAUAUUUAAGCUAUUUAUUAACA
Molecule: messenger RNA, 2536 nt
Organism: Gossypium raimondii (Peruvian cotton)
Lineage: Eukaryota; Viridiplantae; Streptophyta; Magnoliopsida; Malvales; Malvaceae
Product: ubiquitin carboxyl-terminal hydrolase 19
Exons: 11
Coding region: 357-2084 (575 amino acids)
Biological process (GO): protein deubiquitination
Cellular component (GO): cytosol; nucleus
Molecular function (GO): cysteine-type endopeptidase activity; cysteine-type deubiquitinase activity
Source: RefSeq, a predicted model, not a curated record